AGUAUUUUUGCUUACAUAAUUUUGGUGAAAUUUGAUUCAACAUUUAAACCAAAAUCAAGACUAUUGAAAAUGCCGGUUUACUAUGGCAGUUUUAAACCAAGCACGACUAGAGGGCCAUUGUUGUUUUAGACUCACCAAGAACGCGACCUCAGUCACUGCGUAUUCGAACUCUAUCUUCAAUUACUUGGAGCCAUACGAUUAUUCUUUGUUCGUCAUUCGUCUGUCCAAUUCAUUAUCAUUAAUAACGAUAAGAACGCAAACUAAAUGCAAUCGAUGUGCAAUUCAACUAAAUCAAAGUUUCUUAGUUGCUUUUCAAAUGUCGAACAUUUGAACUCAUUUAUCAAAUAUUCCUCAAACUUUGAUUAUUGGGAUUUUUUGAAGAAAGAAAAACUUGGAACUGAUGUCGGAAAUUCGAAAUUUCAAAACAGUUUCAACUGACCAAGCAAAAAUAAGUGAUAGUCCAUCAGCCGGAUGAAUCUUUUUGAACAAUUUACAUCGAUGAUUUUUUCAUAGAAAUUUUCUAUUAGACACUCAGAUUGUGUUUGAUUUAUUGAAAUUUAGAGUUCAAUUGUCAAAUACAUAUGCUCUAUUUGACGUCUUUAUUCAAUAAAAUUAACCUAUAGGUUUGUUAAUUCAGUUGUUCGAUUCAUUUGACAGUCGAUCGGUUUACUCAGUUGCGUGAAAUGCAAAUAUAAUUGCGAUUCUGAAUGAAUAUAAAUAGAGUUGUUAUCGCGGGCGUGUGUUUCAGUCUGAUUGAACGUUUUGAUAGCAGAUGAUCGAAAUGUUAACGUUCAUUUUCAUUGUAAUAAUUUGUUGUGCCCGUUCGCAUGCGAUAGACUUAAAUCACGUCACCAAUGUGCUGUCAGAACCAUCGAACACAUUGAAUUUUCUUGCGGGAUUUACAAGUUUAACGUCAAGUCUUAGCAGUUUAACAUCAGCUUUAUCAAACGUAACAGGAGAAUUGCCAGAUUCAACUACUAUUCAAUUAUGCUUUAUGACAACACCUCAAAUGAUUACGUACUAUGGCUAUGUGGUGGUGGAAUUUGAAGUAACAACGGACGAUGGCUACAUUUUAACGAUAUUCUACAUGUAUUCAAGUAAAUAUGUUAACGACACACUUACACCGAUAAUAUUACAGCCUGGAAUGUAUGAUGACACUGACUCAUUGUGCAUACAUCCAUAUAGCUUGGCAUAUUAUUUGGCCGAUAGAGGAUACAGGGUAGCUCUAUACAAUCCACGUGGAAAUAGUUAUUCACUUGAUCAUGAGACACUUGAUUCGAGCAUACCGGAUGGGCCAUAUUGGGGAUUCACCUGGUAUGAAAUGGGCAUCUACGACUUACCGGCAACAAUUAACAAAGUGCUGAGCAUAACUGGAGCGAAACGAGUUUCAUUGAUCGGUCACUCGGAAGGAGGAACUAUAAUAUUCGUUCUUCUCAGUGAAAGACCAGAAUUUAAUGGCGUAGUAAAAUUUUUCGCAUGCAUGGCCCCAUUUACAUUUAUGAAGAACGUUGGAUUUCCAAUUAACGCUGCCCUCAAGUUGGUUCAUUUGUACAAUGGCAAUCGAAAUUUUUCGUUUGUACAAAAUACCCCAGCACAGCGAGCAGCAUCGCUGUUUUUUUGUACGAUGGCAAACGGAGAAAUUUGUAACACUGUGAUCAAUUCCAUAUAUGGACCAAGCGUUGGGCAAAGGGAUGCUGCGAGCAAUGCGCUGUUCCCAUGCCAUUGGCCAGCCGGCGGUUCGUUUGGUCAAAUAUAUUUAUUCAGUGAUGAAUAUGCUAAGAAAUACUUCGGACACAUGAAUGCUGAUGGAAGCCAUAGCGAUUUUAUUCUUCGAAAUAUCAACACUACGUUCGCGGUAUUCUACUCAUCAAAUGAUCCGCACACUAACCAAAACGAUGUUGAUUCCUUGUAUAAUAGCACACCAAGCGUCAUUACAAAGAUUUUUCAAAAUAUUCCACAAUUCAAUCAUAUUGACUUCCUUUUUGCUAAAACUGCUCCGGAACUAGUUUACAAUCGAAUUGUAACCAUCGAGUUGUCCAUCCCGUGAAAGAAGUGUCUAUAAUUAGUUUAUGAACCAUUUUUAGAGGUUUCGUUACACACCUUUAGUGAUAAGAAAAUGUUGAAAUUUUAAUUCUGAUUCUGACAUUAAAAUUGCUUGAUGAAUGAUUUAUUUUGAUUGAUUUCGGCUGUACUUGAUCUAAGCUGAUCAAAUGUUCGAUGCGAUUUAUUGCUUGGAACAUAGCGGUGAUCAUGCAGCACAACAAUGUUGCUCAAACAUUUUUAUUUGAACUGGAAGACAAUCACGAACUUGGAAUCACAGACUCAAACGGAGAUCAACUUUGCAAAGCUCUACUAACAUUUUCAAUCUAACUAUUUGGUGGAUCGAGUUGAAUAAGUGUCCGAUACAAGUUCAGUCUUCGAUUAUUUUAUCGUUAUUUAUUGACGCCGUCAAAGACUAGCUGUGUAGGAUUUAUACUUGAAUGAAACAAAUACAGAUUGUACAGCUUUUUGAACGCACAAUUUACGUCUGGACAAAUCGUGUUUAACGAUGAGGUUUCAGUACGUUGAAAGAUCGUUUUUCAUGUUUCAUUUCGUUUCAAUAAUGCAUGAAUCAUUUGACCAAGUGCAAAGCAGACUUAAAAUCUUUUAUCAACUUUCCAUGAGAUGACACGCGUCCGAAUGCACGUCAUACAAUUGCAAAUUGUUGAUUUGAAAUAAAUAAAAACAAAUGCAAGAUUGAAAAAAAGAGUAAAUAUCAUGCGUGUGCUGCACAUUGUUCCGAAUUGAAUGCGCAAUUUUCGGCAAUUUUUCGAAAUGAAACAGAGAGUUUAAUUCAGAGUGCCAGCUUAAAAAUGUCAUCACGCCUAUUAAUAGCCAUAUUUAUGACUUAUGUGAUUAUAAACCCCAAGGUGGAAAGCGUUCACUGCCAUCCAUGUUUAUUUCAAUCGGCUUUUCGUCAUCAUUAAACUCCACUUCGACCAUAUUCCACCACCGAUCGCAAAAGAACAAUUUUGAUUCGAAAUUACUCUGAAGUGCAUUAAAAGGAAACGGCAAUAUUUCUUAUCCGAGUGAACGAUUUAUGGUUUGGUUCAAGCAAUUUUCAUGGUCUAUUUAUACAAUUAUCUAUUUAAAAUUGAAUUAAACGGAGUGAAGUCAUAGGCAGUAAUUUAUAGCACCUUGGUAGUAAUUAAAGUAAUUAAUUUACAGUGACUUGCAUUGGAAUUUGUGGUUUGGGUUUUAAAUCAGAGAAAUUGAAUAAAAUUCGAGCAACUUGGAAUGCUUCAAUCCUAAAUGGAAUCGUUUGAAUAAUAGGAAAAAACCUACCUCACUGUGAGACUGUCACAAAAAGACUGGCUGUUCACAUUAACAUAUGCGCUAUGCCGCAUGGGAUAAAACAGGCGAACCGACAAA
Molecule: messenger RNA, 3411 nt
Organism: Sitodiplosis mosellana (orange wheat blossom midge)
Lineage: Eukaryota; Metazoa; Arthropoda; Insecta; Diptera; Cecidomyiidae
Product: lipase 1-like
Exons: 4
Coding region: 773-2047 (424 amino acids)
Source: RefSeq, a predicted model, not a curated record